Linum trigynum is the source of this 1055-nucleotide messenger RNA. The record is from the annotation of a GenBank genome assembly. Lineage: Eukaryota; Viridiplantae; Streptophyta; Magnoliopsida; Malpighiales; Linaceae.
GUGACUAGCUAGUAUAAGUAAGGAUUUGGCGGGUACCAAACCCUAGCAGCUAAUUAAUUUCUUCUCGCCCGCAUAACUCCCAGAACAUGGAUCGGAGGUAUUGUUCGUUGCAGUCUCCGCUCUUUGUGUUCACGUCGGCGACUAGCAUCCUCACGCUCCGCCUCAUCGUGAUCAGCACCGCGCUCUCGUCGGGAUCUUCCAUUCACGACCCUGCCGAUUUGGAGGACACAAGGCGGCGCGUGUACUGGCAACUGCUCGUAUGUUUCCCGGCAGCCUUGUAUUUUCUGCACAGGAGGAUCGAGCAGAGAAGAAGAUCUCCGCCGCCAACUCCGGCCGACAACCCUCGCUAUAAUAAUCAUAUCUCUCGUCGCCCGGGUUUCUCCCUGACCAUCGAGCACAGGUGUCUUUCGUGGCCGUCUCCGUUCUUUGUGUUCGCGUCGGCGACUGUAGCCCUCACGCUCCGCCUCGUCGCGAUCGGUACCGCGCUCUCGUCGGAGUCUUCCAUCCACGACCCUGCCGAUUUGGAGGCCACGAGGCGGCGCGUGUACUGGCAACUGCUUGUGUGUUUUCCGGCAGCCUUGUAUUUUCUGCGCAAGAAGAUCAAGCAGAGAAUCGACCCUCGCUAUACCGGUUUAGCUCAUUAUGUCUGGUAAUUGAUAUUUGUGGUUUAUGAAUGGAUGCGUAUAUAUAUGGUUGUAUUUUACAUAGCGUUUAAUUAAUAUAUGUAUGCGCGUUGACAUAUAUGAGAUGUAUUACCACCACGGUUCUUACAUUUUAAUUAAAUUUAUUUUAUGAUUUUAGUACAAAGAAUUAAAGACUGAGAUUAUCCAUUAAUGGUUAGGGAUAUAGUAUUAUGUCGUAAAGUUUGGUUAAUUCAUGAUCUAGUAUAGCAAAACUUACUAGGUGUACGAUUCGGUUAGCAUAUGCUACCAGGACUCAUAUUCUAUAGAUAGAAUAGUAAGAACAGGUAUGUAUUUUGCAAUUGCAUGUGGGGAUAAUUUCUUGAUAUCGACCUACUUUGAACCCUAGGAAAAAAAUAAAUAUUAGAUUAAACA